Messenger RNA from Symbiodinium pilosum, 446 nucleotides. Lineage: Eukaryota; Dinophyceae; Suessiales; Symbiodiniaceae. The record is from the annotation of a GenBank genome assembly.
GAAUGACAAUCCCUGUCAAAAUUGACAUGGUUCAAAUUCCUGUUCGCAAGAGGGAGCACAGCGAUCUCUUGCUGGGCGGGCGGCACUUAAAUCAAACUUCCUUGUGGGAGGAUUUGCUGGACAAUUUCUGGUCUAGGUACAAAGCCUAUGAUGCUGGCCAUCCGAUGAAUGGUGCAAUGGUUACCAUUGAGGGGGAGGAGGUGACAUUGCAUUUUGCAAUGUUGGGUGUCAAGGGCGACUGGGUCUACUUGCGGAAGGAUUGGUUUGACUUCUCCAGCACAGCCCCCUGGCGUUUCAACGAAAGCCCGAGUCCCUUCAAGCAAAGAGCCUCCCCUUUGUCCCAAGUGCCUGGGCUUGAGAACCCAGCCAGUGCACUGGUUGAUUCGGCUCAUACAUGGCACAUUGGGUUACUGGCUUGCAUCACGCAGGUUUUGAUUUGGGAGUGA